AUGCCCUUUGGGAAGAAUGCGGACGACAGAUAUAAUGAUAAUUCAGCUAUAAAGAUCGGGGGUGUGGUGAAACGAGCGGCACCAAAAGGACCAUUGGCAGAGAAAUGGCUGGCGACGAUGACAGUUGAAAAGGGUACGGAGGAGAUCUAUAUGCACAUUUUGGUGACCUCUGGAUUGAGAUUUGCUAUUUAUAUCAUCGCGCAAAUUGGAGGGAGGAGGGGGGGGGUUUGUGGAGGAGUCAAAAAGGGGGAGACAACAACGCACGAAAAAGGGAUUGUCAGUUCUCAAGAGGUCGCUAGGAGGGAGGGGAGGAGAAGAACGACUGGUCUGUCGACAGUCGACGUUGAGGAUGGCGACGGAGGAGAGGGAGAAGAGGAGAGACGAAGGGAGAGACGAGGAGAGGAAGAACAGAAGCAGAUAAGGAGAGACAAAGAGUGA
This is a messenger RNA of Histoplasma mississippiense, 438 nucleotides long. RefSeq lists its product with no specific name. The transcript is spliced from 2 exons. Lineage: Eukaryota; Fungi; Ascomycota; Eurotiomycetes; Onygenales; Ajellomycetaceae. The record is from RefSeq and is a predicted model, not a curated record. Bases 1 to 438 code for a protein of 145 amino acids.